This is a messenger RNA of Aspergillus affinis, 1812 nucleotides long. RefSeq names its product ATP-binding cassette family ATPase ARB1. The record is from RefSeq and is a predicted model, not a curated record. Bases 1 to 1812 code for a protein of 603 amino acids. Gene Ontology annotation, molecular function: ATP hydrolysis activity; ATP binding. The transcript has 2 exons. Lineage: Eukaryota; Fungi; Ascomycota; Eurotiomycetes; Eurotiales; Aspergillaceae.
AUGGUGUCUGCUUCGAAAGCCGCUCGUCUCGCAAAGCGCGGUGACACCAAGAAGAAGGCCAAGGGUGAUGAGACUCCCGUCGAGGACCAGCCCGCGACCACCGAUGAGAAGAUGAAGGAGGUCGAGAAGCUCACAGCCCAAAUGGACAAGCAUGGUCUGUCUGACCGUGUCACCACCGGUGUGCUUUCCUCCCUGCCUGCUUCUCGUGACGCCAAGGUCACCUCUGCCUCCCUGGUGUUCCACGGAAAGGUCCUUAUCACCGACUCGACUCUGGAACUGAACUUCGGUCGUCGCUACGGUCUGCUGGGUGAGAACGGUUGCGGAAAGUCCACCCUUCUCAAGUCCAUCGCUCAGCGUGAAUUCCCCAUCCCCGAGCACAUCGAUAUCUACCUCCUGAACGAAGGUGCCCCUCCCACCGACGAUGGUGCCCUCGAAUGGGUCGUCAAGGAGGCCGAGAGGCAACUCGAGCGUAUGGAGCAGCAGGCCGAGGAGAUCCUGGAAGACCAGGGUCCUGACAGCCCCGUCCUCAUGGACCUGUACGACCGUAUUGACAAAAUGGACCCUUCCACCUUCCACACCCGUGCUUCCCUGAUCUUGACGGGUCUCGGUUUCAACAAGCAGACCAUCAACAAGAAGACGAAGGAUAUGUCCGGUGGCUGGCGUAUGCGUGUCGCCCUCGGAAAGGCCCUGUUCGUCAAGCCGUCUUUGCUCUUGCUGGACGACCCCACUGCUCACUUGGAUCUCGAGGCCUGUGUGUGGUUGGAAGAAUAUAUGAAGAAGUGGGACCGUACUCUGGUCCUUGUCUCUCACUCCAUGGAUUUCCUGAACGGUGUCUGCACGAACAUGAUUGACAUGCGCGGGAAGCAGCUCCUUUACUAUGGUGGUAACUACGACUCGUACCACAAGACCCGUAGCGAACAGGAGGUCAACCAGAUGAAGGCCUACACCAAGCAGCAAGAAGAAAUCGCCCACAUCAAGAAGUUCAUUGCUUCCGCCGGUACCUACGCCAACUUGGUCCGUCAGGCCAAGUCCCGUCAGAAGAUCCUCGACAAGAUGGAGGCCGAUGGUUUCAUCCAGCCUGUCAUCCCCGACCGAGUCUUCACUUUCCGUUUCGCGGACGUUGAGAAGCUGCCUCCCCCCGUCCUGUCCUUCGACGACGUUUCCUUUUCCUACUCCGGUGAAUGGAACGACACUCUCUACGAGCACCUAGACUUCGGUGUCGACAUGGACUCUCGUACCGCCCUGGUCGGACCUAACGGUGUCGGCAAGUCCACCCUUCUGCGUAUCAUGACCGGCAAGCUGAGCCCCAUCGGUGGCCGUGUCAGCCGUCACACCCACUUGAAGCUGGGCAUGUACAGCCAGCACUCCGCCGAGCAGCUGGAUCUGACCAAGUGCGCCCUGGAGUUCGUCCGUGACCGAUUCCCCGAGAAGUCCCAGGACUACCAGUACUGGCGUCAGCAGCUCGGUCGCUACGGUCUCACUGGUGAGGGCCAGACCGCUCUGAUGGGUACUCUCUCCGAGGGUCAGAAAUCUCGUAUCGUGUUCGCCCUGUUGGCCAUCGAGUCGCCCAACAUGAUCCUGCUGGACGAGCCUACCAACGGUCUCGAUAUCCCCACCAUCGACAGUUUGGCUGACGCCAUCAACGCUUUCAGCGGUGGUGUUGUUGUCGUGUCUCACGAUUUCCGUCUGCUCGACAAGAUCGCCAAGGACAUCAUGGUCUGCGAGAACAAGACCGUCACCCGGUGGGAUGGUACUAUCGGAGCUUACAAGAACCAUCUCCGCAAGAAGAUGAUUUCUGCUGGUGCUGUCUAA